Molecule: messenger RNA, 615 nt
Organism: Penicillium canescens
Lineage: Eukaryota; Fungi; Ascomycota; Eurotiomycetes; Eurotiales; Aspergillaceae
Exons: 2
Coding region: 1-615 (204 amino acids)
Biological process (GO): retrograde vesicle-mediated transport, Golgi to endoplasmic reticulum
Cellular component (GO): endoplasmic reticulum; SNARE complex
Molecular function (GO): SNAP receptor activity
Source: RefSeq, a predicted model, not a curated record
AUGCAGGCGGAGCUUUCUCGCAGUGCAUUUGCUCAGGAAACCCUUGAACAAUCCACAGUUGCUAUCAACUCUCUGUCCGAGUCCUACAGCGGUCUCGAUACUCUUCUCUCGUCAUCCCGCAGCCUUGCUAAUUCUCUUCUCCGCUCCCAAAAAUCCGAUACUUGGUAUCUUGAGACUGCAUUCUAUGUUCUUGUUGGAACUAUCACAUGGCUUAUCUUCCGACGUGUCCUAUAUGGGCCUCUUUGGUGGCUCCUAUGGCUCCCCUUGAAGCUCAUUGCUCGUGUUGUGUUUGCAGCUCUAGGUGUGGCUGGAUUGUCUAGCACAGCUGUGCAGUCAUCUACUGAUUCACUUUCUGGCGAUAUCUCGUCCGUUAUUCAUGAGACAGCUACGGCCGUUGUGGGCGGCACUGUGACAUCCACUGCUACAUGGGAAGAACCGUCAGUACCAGUUGGAAGUGACCGCGUGAUCGAUGAGAUCGGUCGUAUGGUUGAAGAAGCCAAAGAGAAAGGCGGAAUUGAUGAUAUAACCCCCGAGGAGAGGGAAAGGCAAGAAGCACUUCCUCGGAAUACGAAGAAGAGGAUGUACGAGGAUGAACCGGUGCGGGAUGAGCUAUAG